AUGAUUAUUUGUAAAAGAAGAAUAUCAAAUCAUUGUACAAUAGUUAUUCAAGAAAGACUACUCUCUACAAAUUACCAUUGGAAUCAAGAGAAUAAAAGGAAGAAAAAAAGGGAGGGAUUCCUAUUCAAAUUAAAAUCAACUGGAAAAAUGGACAGAGAUCAACCUUUACAUUAUAAUAACUCCAAUUCCGAUCCAUUGGAUCAAGAUAGUAAUGAUAAUAUCGAUAAUUUUGGUAAUUACCCACAAAAUAGUAAACGUCAAAGGUUUUUCAACUUAAUGAAAAAUACUAAAAAUGUCUACCUUCCAAAAACAAUGGAAAGUUUAAGAAAUACUACAAAUUCAUUCAAUGAUUAUUUAGAAACAUCUGCAUCUCAAAAACAAUAUCAACAGUCGCAAUUGAAAUUCCCACAAGAUACAAAGAUCGAUUUUUAUCCAACUUAUACAACACAAUUACCAAAUGGAAAAUUCGAAACUAUUGUACGUUUGUCUGUAGUUUCUCCAAGUGAUCCAUUAAGUAGGAAAAAUAGAUGGGCUUUAAUGCUGUGUAAACAAUUUUUAAAACCAUCGACUACAAAUACUGACGAUGACACUCUGAUUGCAAAUUUAGAAGAUUCAGAGGAUUUAAUAAAUGGCAAUAAUGAUAACAAUAAUGAUAUCUCCUCAUUUAGCUCGACACCUUCUUCAACAUUCAACUCAACUCCAGUCUCUCAAACUACAACAAAUACCUCAAUUUCAACAACUUCUAAAAGUGAAUUGGAUGUUGUUCAAGAUCGUAUAUCAGGGUUUCUAUCUAAAAAAUUGUCAGGAAUAUCUCUAAUAAUAGACUUAUUCGAUUCAAAAACAGGGGAAAGUGGCCAUUCAACUUUUGAAACUACUGACAACAUGGGCUUCGUACUUACAAAAAUCACUACAGACUUUUUGCCUAGUUCUUUACAAAUAACAUUAGACACUCCACCACAUAUAACAGAUAUAAUAUCAGGCAUGUAUCCAAUCAAUUUUAUAAAGCCAAAUGGUAUCGGUUUAAUAAGUGACAUAGAUGAUACCAUUAAGCAUACAGGGGUUACUGGUGAUAAAAGAUCAAUGUUCCGUAACGUUUUUGUUCAUGAUAAAGAAACAUGGUUAAUUGAUGGUAUACCGAUAUGGUAUAAUACCCUAAAGGAUGUUGCAAAAAGUGAUUUUUUUUAUGUCUCAAAUUCACCUUUACAGAUAUAUCCAAUAUUACAGGACUACAUCUCUCAAAAUCUUCCAGAUGGACCCUUAUUUCUAAAACAAUAUUCUGGUAAUAUUGUUUCUAGUAUUAUGACAUCAAGUGCAAAUAGAAAGUUAUCUGCAAUAUCUGAGGUUCUACAAGACUUCCCCGAAAAGAAAUUUUUUUUAGUUGGUGAUUCUGGUGAACAUGAUUUAGAAGCAUAUAUUACAACCGCCCAACAGUUCCCAAAUCAAAUUAUGGGGAUAUAUAUCAGAUGUUGUAAAAAUUCAAUGAGUGAUUUUGAAGGGAAGGAGAGGGAGGUAAUGGAUGAAUUAAAUUCGAUUAUUUCCAAAGAAUUCUUAACAUCAACAUCCCUAUCACAGAAAUUAUCUAAAAGAAGACCUCCUCCACCACCAUUACCUAAAAGGAAACCAAUCCUUGAUGAAGAGCAUAUGAAUUUAAUUUCCGAAUCUAAAGUGAGUAAUAUUUCAAAGGAAGGGACUGGAGAAGUGUCUACAUCUAGUCAACCACCGCCAUUACCGUCAAGGCAAUCAACUAUUCCAGAUAUUAACCAAUUUGAUGGUGAUACUACAUUUUUUGAUGAUACUGCUUCAUUAUAUUACGAUAAAAAAGCAGAAAAUUGGAAAAAUAGGAUUUCAGUAGGAAUACAGGAACUGAAGGGAACUGGGAAUGAUAAAUUAGGAAUGAGAUUGAUGUUCUUUUCAGAUCCAUCACUUCCAUUAGAAGACAGCAUGUGUAUGGUUAGAAAUAAUUAA
Molecule: messenger RNA, 1965 nt
Organism: Vanderwaltozyma polyspora DSM 70294
Lineage: Eukaryota; Fungi; Ascomycota; Saccharomycetes; Saccharomycetales; Saccharomycetaceae
Gene: APP1
Product: phosphatidate phosphatase APP1
Exons: 1
Coding region: 1-1965 (654 amino acids)
Cellular component (GO): actin cortical patch
Molecular function (GO): phosphatidate phosphatase activity
Source: RefSeq, a predicted model, not a curated record